Molecule: messenger RNA, 1224 nt
Organism: Bursaphelenchus okinawaensis
Lineage: Eukaryota; Metazoa; Nematoda; Chromadorea; Rhabditida; Aphelenchoididae
Source: the annotation of a GenBank genome assembly
AUGAGCGAGAACAAGGGGUUCGUUGAGAACGUUAAGGAAAGCGCCGCCAACGCCGCCGAGUACGUAAAGGAGAGUGCCCAGAGUGCUGGCGACACCAUUGCCAACGCUGCUCGUGGAACCUACGAUUCAGUAGCCAGCGGCGCCCAAUCCGUCAAGGAAACUGUUGUUGGCAAGAGCGAGGAGGCCAAGGAAACCGCCAAGGACUCGUACGACAACGCUGCCGGCAAGGCUCAGGAUUUCAAGGUGGGUUUUGAGGGAUUCUGGGGCUGUGUUCAAUCAAAUGGGGUUGGAUAUAGUGAUUUUCGGCUGGUUUUUAGAAUUUUAGGGCUAAAUAUUGAUGUUUUUGAGGAGUUCCUUUUGAACCGGUUUAAAUUAAAGGCAUAGGAUAGUGAAAAAUGAAGAUACGAGGUUUUUGUUACUUAAAUUCCUCAUUCAUAGCUUUAAACACAGCCGAAAGUUUAUAUUUUUGACCAAUAUAGGCAUUUGCUCUCAUGGAUAAUAUCGAAAUUUCUUAAAAAUUGUCUUUUUUCCAUUGAAUAACUAAAAGUUAAAACAAAAUAUCAAAGCAUUACCUAGUCUUAUCAAAUAACUUCAUUUUCUUGCAGGAAAGAGCCUCCGACAAGGCCCAAGGCGCUCGCGACGCGGCCAACGAGAAGGGAUCUGACUUUUCGCAGAAGGCCGGCGAAUACCGCGACAAGGCCAGUGACAAAGCUAGCGAGUUCCGUCAACAAGGCAGCGAGAAGUACGAUCAGGCCUGCGAUAAGGCACAUGAACUCAAGGAAAAAGCCGGUAAGGAAUUGGUUUUUCAUUAGGUUUUAGGAUUGAGGUAGUUUAGCUUUUUAGUUGUGGCUGGUCAAGUGGUCAAGGAUAAUUUUAUGACUUUGGUUGUAGAUGUGAAAUUUAAAGGGCUUUCGAAUGUGAUACGUUUCAUUAGGAUUUUGAAAACAAAAUUUAUGUUUAUUAAUGAAAAAUGUGAGCACUCGAUUUUUGGUGCCUAUGAUAAUAUAAUUUUAAUGUUUUUUAGAGUUUUAUUCAACGUUUUUUAGCAAAAUUUAAGGUUUUUAAAAUAGAUAAGACCCUAAUCUUUGUUUCAAAUACAAAAAUAUAUUAUUUUGACUUUGAAAAGUUACAUUCUCAUCAAUUUUUGUAAGCCCUAUACUUAUAUUACUCUUGCUUUCAGGUGAGAAGUUGCACUCCGCUGGCGAAAGCAUGAAACCCAACUAA